This is a messenger RNA of Spirodela intermedia, 372 nucleotides long. The record is from the annotation of a GenBank genome assembly. Lineage: Eukaryota; Viridiplantae; Streptophyta; Magnoliopsida; Alismatales; Araceae.
AUGACGCCCAUGGCGGCUGUCCUGGCCCUUCUCUUGGCCUUGAGCGGUAUGGUGGUGAUCUCUGCUGACAAGUACCCGUCCCCUUCUCCACCGCCUUACCAUUACAAAUCUCCACCACCUCAUCCACCUAAGGAGCACUACCCUCCUCCUCCAAAGAAGCACUACUACUACAAGUCCCCCCCACCGCCCUCUCCUCCCAAGCACUACUACUACAAGUCCCCCCCACCGCCUUCUCCUCCCAAAAAUCACUACUACUACAAGUCUCCCCCUCCACCUCCUCCGAAGAAGCACUACUACUAUAAGUCUCCCCCGCCACCCCCUCCCAAGGUGCACUACUACUACAAAUCACCGCCGCCACCACACAAGUACUGA